AUGGAACGUUCUUUGCUUGGAUUAAAUGAUUUACCAGAUAAAGUUCUAAUAAUUAUUUUGAAAAAUUUAUCUCAGUUGGAAGCAAUCAGUACUUUUAUAGAUGUUAAUAAACGAUUGAAAACAAUUGUAUGCGAUUCAAUUUUUACUGGUCGUUUAACGUUGAUGAGAUGCUUGUCAGACAAGUGCUGCCGUCCAAUAUUUGAUCCGUUACUUGAUCCAAUGCUUGAUCGAUUUUGUUUACAAAUUUUACCUGAAAUUCAUCCUCAUAUCAAAUGGCUAAAUCUUGAAUCAUCAUCUAUGGAACGUAUACUUGGUGCUACAAAUUAUCCGAAUUUAUAUGGACUUGGUUUAUAUAAUAUGGACACAGAAAUAGCUCGAUCUCUCUUUACUGAAGAAUCUUUUUUCGGUUAUGCCUUCAAAAAACAAAUUUCAUCAAUUGUUAUCAAUAAUGUUGUAGAUAAAAAGCUUAUUUCAAUGAGACAUACACUUCUAUUUACACAAAUCUUUUCUUUAUUCACCAAUUUAAAAUAUUUAUAUUUUGAUCCGUCUGCACGUUAUUCUUCGACUUUGUCAUUUGACAAUGCACCUCCAACUGUUGUCAGUUCAACUCUCGUCGAAUUACAUGUCACUUUUGACAAAUUCAAUGAUUGUCUUUAUUUACUUGAUGGACGUUUCAAUCAACUUCAAACUCUAUAUGUUAGUAUGUUUAUGAUUCCUUUAUUACAUCCAAAAAAUAGUAAUAAGGAAAAAAUACCUAAUUUAAAAUGUUUUUCCUUACAUUGUGAUGAAGAAACAAAAGCUUAUGAUGAAUUGAUUGUGCCACUUAUACAGCGAAUAUCGAAUUUAGAAAAGCUAGAUUUAUGUUUUACAGUUAUUAGCAAACCAACGUUUGUUGAUGGUAAUGACUUGAAGAAGAAUAUUAUCAAUCGUCUGCUAAAAUUAAAAAAAUUUUCGUUUAACAUUCGUUCAAUUAUUGAUCUUGACAAUCAAACUAAUUUACCAUCAAAUGAAGAUAUUCAACAAACAUUCCAAGAUUUUCAAGAUAAUCAAAUUAUUUCUUGUAUUGAUUAUUUUCUCGAGGUUGACAAAGGUGAAUGUCUCAUUUAUUCGUAUCCAUAUAGACUGAAAGAUUAUGACCAAAUUUCGAAUAAUUUUUCCGGUGGCAUUUUUAAAUGCGUCCGUACUGUAACUUUAUGUGAUGAACAUCCUUUCGAACAUGAAUUCUUUCUUCGAAUUUCUCAAUCAUUUCCAUUUCUGAAGAGUUUAACUGUAAUGAAUGAUAAGCCGCAACGGAACAAAUUACAAACUGAACCAAAGAAGAACAAUCGAGCUUUACCAAUCAUUAGAUAUUCUCAUCUUGUUAAACUUGAUCUAACUGAUGCUCACGAUGAUUAUAUCGAACAAUUUCUAGUCGAUUGGAAAACGUCUUUAUCCAAUGUUGUUCGUCUUUCUGUGUUUUAUCGACCAUUGCUAAGGGUAACACGAAAUUUUACAAGAAAUACAACACGAUUGAAUUGUACAAAAGUGAUUCCUUUAUGUAUAUAUGAUAAUGGUCGUCUAUCUCAACAUAUAAAAGACUAUUUUCCUUCUGAAAAAGUAUUUGAGGUAUUAUAA
Molecule: messenger RNA, 1614 nt
Organism: Rotaria socialis
Lineage: Eukaryota; Metazoa; Rotifera; Eurotatoria; Philodinida; Philodinidae
Source: the annotation of a GenBank genome assembly